AUGUCCGAGCUCGCUCUCUCACCCAAGACCAACCGCAAACUUUCCUUACAAACUUAUCUCGUAUCUUUGCCAGAGUGGACUAGUACAACACGUCUGGUCUCACUCUACUCUGAAUUCGACAAGCUCAAAGAGACUAAUCCUUAUGGGUAUGAGGCUAAUAUCAACUGGUGGCGCUCUGUUAUUUUGGGCGCGGCCCGGAACGGGUUCCUUUCCAAUUACCAAUCUUUUUCGCCAGUACUCUCUCCGCGUUAUUUGCAGCAAGAUCCCAUAGCAUCAGGAAGCUCGUCCAGAUCCAAUCCUACUUAUGAAGCCACUGGAAACGCAAUUGGUAUUCUGGAACUCGAUCUGGACCAGUUGGGCAUUAAGUUUCAAAAGAAUGGAAGGCGGCCAAGCUCGCUUCAAGCAGUUAUGACAGAGAUGACGAGGUUGGGCGAAGUUGUGCCACGGUCCGAAUUUUUGCCUUGGGCAGGGGUUGGCUGGACAGGUUGGGUCUUUCAUAAGGUUGUCAAGGCUCCGUUACUAUGGAGCUUAAAACAGCUGAGCCUGUCGGAUUCGAGCUCGUCACCAAGUUUCUCUGCAUCGCCCACAUUAGCAUCAACAGGCUUUGGCAAUUCAGGAGGCGUUAGUGGUGGUUCCAAUAGUAAUAUCAAUAUCGGAGGCAGUGCUAGUUCAACUGGGAUGUUGUCUAGUAGCAAUGGCUUAGGUUUAGGCCUUACAUCCUCAAGCUCAACCUCGUCCAUUCGCCGGGAAACCUACGUGAUUCUCCCAUUCGUGAAAGAGGCAGCAGCCAGGAUCAUUAAGCUUCAACAAGAAUCAGCAGGCUACCAUGCGUCCGAAAACUUAAUGACUUUUACCGAAUUUCGACAAAGGUUUUCCCGGACAGCGCUCUUGCCUCUCCAGAGGAAGCUUUCUAGAGACGAAACCACGGGUGCAGGAUCCGUCCUUGUACUCACGGACAGGGAUCUCGAGAUUGUCAUGCGAUAUAUGCAGUUUGAAAUGAAAGUUCUCAUCACAGGAAAACUUGAUGUCAGUAAACAUGACAAUGAAGUACAAGAACACGAAAUGGUCAUCAAAUUUGCAACAAAGGAUAUUAUUCGGAACAAAUCCAAACAAGAGAUUACGGCAGCUGAUCGCGGUAUUAUUGAGCUACGCGAGACAUGCAAGCGACUAGAUACUCAAGUUCAGGAUAUCGAGGCUCGAAUUAUAGAGCUAACUGAAAAGGCGAGAUCUUGCGUCAGGAAGAAUCAAAGGUCACAAGCAGCUUUUGCUCUGCGCCAGCGCAAGAACCUGGACGAUGUUCUGAACAAACGAAUCAAGUCGCUCGACACUAUUUCAUCAAUAUUGUUCAGGAUUCAAUCCUCAGAAACGGAUGCUGAAGUUCUACAGUCAUAUAGACUAGGUGCUAGUACUCUGGAAUCAGUUAUGGCGUCCAAAGACCAAAAUGGACGACAGUUGCUCAGCAGAGACAAUGUCGAGUCUACCAUGGAUCGUCUUGCCGAUGUCUUUGCAGAUCAGGAAGAAGUGGACCAAGCAAUGAAUGAGGGAACUGAAGUAUUACUUCAGAGUACAGCAUCUAAUGGUAUGGACGAGGACGAAUUGAUGGCAGAGCUGGAUGCAUUGAUGGAGCAAAAGACUACGCCUGAAACUGCUAAGGAUACAAAGAAUACGGCAGAGGCUCUUAAGCAUGUCAAUUCUGAAGUGUUGGUGCCAACAAGCAGUACAUCUCCUCCUAUUCCAGCAAGUGAGUUCAUGCCAACCUCGCCAUCGCGUGCACACAGCUCCAGUUCCAUACCUACUCCAGGCAAACGUGUUGCCGAAGUACCGGAACAAGCCUUUGUUAAACAGCGCAAAGUUAGUCAGUCAAGGGUGCACUCGCAGCGUAGGGACAGCAACGAUCACAAUGUUAUUUCCACUGAAGAUCAACCUAGUAUUUCUGUAACAGAUAACGCUGGUGCGGAAUAUGUAGCAGCUGGAUCGCCACAUGAUAUUAAGCAUUCGGAACAAGAGCCAAGUGCAUCUUCGAGGAUGGAGACUGACCACGCGCACGCGUCUGACUCGGUUACAGGCCAGCUACAACGACCAAUAUUAAGCCAAGUUGCUUCCGAAGGUUUGUCGACGCAAGAGGAACGUGAUUUGGAUGCAAUGUUGAGCGAGCUAGAGAACAUUAAGGCGCCUGAAGAGGACAUCCAGAUGGAGAAACCGCUUUCCAGUACUGAGAAUAAGACCACUGGAAAGGAGCCACUGAAGAAGACAAACCAAGAGAGAAGGGUGAUGGAGUAUAGUUAG
Molecule: messenger RNA, 2286 nt
Organism: Lobosporangium transversale
Lineage: Eukaryota; Fungi; Mortierellomycota; Mortierellomycetes; Mortierellales; Mortierellaceae
Product: Snf7-domain-containing protein
Exons: 3
Coding region: 1-2286 (761 amino acids)
Biological process (GO): vesicle budding from membrane; late endosome to vacuole transport via multivesicular body sorting pathway
Cellular component (GO): multivesicular body; ESCRT III complex
Source: RefSeq, a predicted model, not a curated record